Messenger RNA from Cotesia glomerata, 3095 nucleotides. RefSeq names its product kinesin-like protein KIF18A (gene Klp67A). Bases 204 to 2837 code for a protein of 877 amino acids. The transcript has 4 exons. NCBI's taxonomy places the organism in Eukaryota, Metazoa, Arthropoda, Insecta, Hymenoptera, Braconidae. Gene Ontology annotation, molecular function: ATP binding; microtubule motor activity; microtubule binding. Gene Ontology annotation, biological process: microtubule-based movement. The record is from RefSeq and is a predicted model, not a curated record.
AAUUUUCAAGUUUGAGCUUGUUUGUGGUGACGACGCUAACGGUUUGCAAUGCUAAAAAACGUUUAUUGUGUUAUCAAUAAACAUAAAUUACAAACAAUAAAUAAUAACAGUGAAAAAGUUUAUAGUGUCUCAAAAUAAAAAUUAUUUUAUUACCAGGAACAUUUAAAGGCAUAAAAUAAAAUAAAAACUUACAAAUAUUAAUCAUGGUUCUUAAUAAGAACGACCUGGACCGGAAGUUCUCUCCAAAUAAGUCUAAAAAAAUAGGAAAACGCCGGUCGUUGGGCCGGGGACCUCCCAAGCCCAGCACCAGUGGUAGCACCUCCAAAGCAUUGAAAGGCGAUGAAGAGAAAACCAGCAUCAAAGUUAUAGUUCGUGUGCGACCGGCUAAUGAUCGGGAAGAUCAGGAUAAUUUUCGCACCGUCGUUAAAGUCAUCGACGACAAAAUGAUGAUUUUCGACCCCAAGGAAGAGGAAAAUCCCUUUUUCUACCGCGGCGUGGUUCAGAAAGGCCGCGACCUUCUUAAAAAGCAGAAUAAAGAGCUCCAGUUUAUUUUCGAUCAUGUUUUCGACAUAACUGCUACAAAUGAAGAAGUUUUCGAGGGAACUACGAAGGAGAUUAUCAAUGAUUUGCUAGAAGGUUAUAAUUGCUCUGUCUUUGCUUACGGAGCGACCGGAGCUGGGAAAACGCACACCAUGCUUGGCAAAGAUCACGAUCCGGGGAUAACUUAUCGAACCAUGGCGGAGUUAUUCAACCAGAUAGAGACUCAGAGCGAACAUCGGGAUUUUAAUCUGGGUGUUACUUAUUUAGAAAUCUACAACGAAAAUGUCCAAGACCUUUUGCACCGCAUAGGCCCUCUAGCCCUCCGCGAAGACGGCCGAGCAGGUGUAGUAGUCUCCGGUCUAAAAAUAAAAACAAUAAAAAACGCUGAAGAGCUGCUGUCUCUGCUGGCCCAGGGUAACAGAAACCGAACCCAACACCCGACAGACGCAAACGCUGAAUCCAGUCGAAGUCACGCGGUCUUCCAAGUCUACGUGAACAUCACCAACAAACUCGACGGCCAAGUAAAGCAAGUAAAGCUCUCCAUGAUCGACCUUGCAGGCAGCGAGCGAGCUUCCGCGACUGGUUGCAAAGGCGCGAGGUUCAAAGAAGGCGCGAACAUCAAUAAAUCGCUCCUCGCUCUCGGCAAUUGCAUCAACAAUCUCGCGGAAGGUAUCAAACACAUUCCCUACCGAGACAGCAAGCUAACUCGUUUAUUAAAAGACUCUCUUGGCGGAAAUUGCCGCACCGUGAUGAUCGCAAACAUCGGGCCCUCUAGUCUGAGCUACGAGGACACUUACAACACGCUCCGUUACGCCAAUCGCGCCAAAAAAAUAAAGACAUACAUGACCAAGAAUAUUAUAUCCUGCGAGAUGCACGUCACAGGUUACAAAAAUCUCGUCGAUGAGCAGAAGAAGGAAAUUGCGAUGCUUAAACAAAAAUUACUGAUGUUAGAAUCACGUCCACGUAUUAAUUCCCCAGAGAAGGACCACGAGGACAAUAAAAAAGACAUUAAAGAAUUUAAAGACCGGCUAAUUGCACUGAUGGAAAAUAAAUUACUGCUAAAUGAAAAAAUUCUUGCGCUUCAGAGCGCUGAUAAAAUUUUAUGCUGCAGAAUUCAGUUUAAAAUCUCAGCUGAUAAGCGGCUCCACAAGCUGACUAAUAAUCAGGAUUUAUUACCGCAUGAUCAAAACGCCAGUGGAAAGUCUAGAGUUAAUAAAUCUUUAGGACAUUUUAAGAGACAGCGAGAUAUUGUUAAGGCUCAGAUGGAAGAAGCUUGGACUGAAUUGAGGAAAGUUGAGAAGAGUAUCGCCGCUUUUGAUGAAGAAGCUCGCAGCAAAGGCUUGGCUGAUAAAUUAGCUGAGACUUACGCUCAGCAAAAGAGUCGCCUGGAGAACGCGAGGAACCAACAGCAAAUUGAGCACACUAAAAAAAUCAGCAGUCUUCAACAGUGCGAGUUAGAUUCUGUUGAUACUAUCACCAAAAUGAUGAGCAAUACUUUACAAAGUUAUUAUAGUAUGAUGCGAGGCUACGGAACGCUUACAGAAAAAAUGAAACUGGAAUUUAAACAGCUGAUUAAGUCGCUAGAGGGAGUUAGGAAUAUUAAGUGGGCUGAUGCGGAUUUAGGAACUUCUCAGGAUGCUUAUACGCUGAUUUGUCUGUCGACUGAUGAAUUAGCUGAUCCUUUGAGGAUGGAAAUGCCUAUUCAUUUGCCGAGUUAUAAUGAAGAAGAUGAUCUUCCGGCUACUCCACCUUGUUUGGAAUUGGCUGGGAGUGCUGAGGUUAAUAAGACUUUUGAAGGAACUCCGGAAGGGAUAGGUAAUUCUACUAUCACGCUAGACAGCGAGUCUCAAGGAUCGCAGGAUGAAGACGGGGAUGAGAAAAGCGGGAUUGAUGCAAGUCAGUUAAACAAUACGUUUAAUUUAGUUGAGAAUAAAGCUAAGAAACGUGUUUUAGUUGAUAAAGUAGCACCGAAAGUCCCGCUUAAACAAGCCAAGCGCCUUUCGCCGAAGAGUAGGUUAGGGGCGGGUGGAAGUGGACUUGUUGCGGGGAAGGAAAAUAAAGUGCAGGGGAGUCAGAAGCCUAUGAGUGUUAUGAGCGCCAAGAGUGUGGCUAUUCUCAAUAAAUUGAAGACUGAACGAGCUAAGUUAGGAAAUACUAGUGAGGUUAAUACUUCUAAUGACUCGACGUUUAAGCUUGUUAGGAGUAAAGAAAGGAGGGAGAUUAAAAAAAAUCAUCCGUAUAUAAAUGCUAAGUCUAAGAUUAAUUCAACUGCGCAAUCAUCUAGAGUCCCUUGGUGAAAUUGUUAUAAUUAAUUAAUUUAAGAAAGUAUAUUUUAUCACAAAGUAAAAUAUAGAAAAUCGUAAAAUUUUUAAUUGUUUGUUUUUUUUAUAAAUGUUUGUAAUGUAUUAAAUAUUUUCAUAUAUGAUAGGAUAGGAAAUUUUUUUAGUGACUAUUAACUACUGAAUACUCCAUUGAUAAUAACCAUUUGAUUUUUGUAAGCGACUAAUAGAAAUGAUAACGACAAAUAAAAAUGAUAAAUUUAAUUAAUAUAGAAG